GCGACGGCGCCUGUGGCUCUGAGUGGCGCGUUUGCGGCCUAGUUUCCUUUGCCGGGUCGAGAAGAGUGGAGGCUGUCGGGCCUGUUGUCUUCGGGCGCUGCUUUCGAAAAGAGAAGGUAAUCUCAGAAAAACAGAUGGUAAGGUAAUGAGAAGAUAUGAGGAGAUAAUCUCAGAAAGACAGGUGGUUCUUUUUAAAAUGUCUUUUCCACCUCACUUAAACCGUCCUCCGAUGGGAAUCCCAACCCUUCCACCUGGAAUUCCACCUCCACAGUUCCCAGGUUUUCCUCCACCUGUACCUCCUGGGACUCCAAUGAUUCCUGUACCAAUGGGUAUUAUGGCUCCUGCACCAACAGUAUUGGUUCCAGCUGCAGUGUCGAUGGUUGGGAAACACAUGGGUGUUAGAAAGGAACAUCCAGGUCUAAAGAACAAAGAAAAUGAUGAAAACAGUGGUCCCACCACCACUGUCUUUGUAGGCAACAUAUCUGAAAAGGCAUCAGAUAUGCUUAUACGACAACUUCUUGCUCUUUUGGCUUUUGUGAAUAUAAAGAGCCCGAAUCCACACUACGUGCACUGAGAUUACUACAUGAUCUCCAGAUUGGAGAAAAGAAGCUACUUGUUAAAGUUGAUGCCAAAACAAAGGCUCAGCUGGAUGAAUGGAAAGCAAAAAAGAGGGCAUCCAAUGGGAACUCCAGGCCAGAAUCUGCAGCCGAUGAUGAUGAAGCCCUGGAUGAAGAAGCAAAGAGAAGAGACCAGCUAAUUAAAGGGGCAAUUGAAGUGUUAAUUCGGGAAUAUUCCAGCGAGCUCAAUGCUCCCUCUCAAGAGUCUGAUUCUCAUCCCAGGAAGAAGAAAAAGGAAAAGAAGGAGGACAUUUUCCGCAGAUUUCCAGUGGCCCCACUGAUACCUUAUCCACUCAUCACCAAGGAGGAUAUAAAUGCUAUAGAAAUGGAAGAAGAUAAAAGGGACCUGAUAUCACGAGAGAUUAGUAAAUUCAGAGAUACACACAAGAAAUUGGAGGAGGAAAAAGGCAAAAAAGAGAAAGAAAGACAAGAAAUUGAAAAAGAACGGCGUGAAAGAGAGAGGGAACGCGAACGUGAAAGAGAAAGAAGGGAGCGUGAAAGAGAGAGAGAGAGGGAACGUGAACGAGAAAAGGAGAAGGAACGGGAGCGGGAACGGGAUAGAGAUCGGGAUCGCACUAAAGACAGAGACCGGGACAGGGAAAGAGAUCGAGACAGAGACCGUGAAAGAAGCUCAGACCGGAAUAAAGAUCGGAGCAGAUCUAGAGAGAAAAGCAGAGACAGAGAGAGAGAACGGGAAAGAGAACGGGAGAGGGAACGGGAGAGAGAGCGGGAGAGGGAAAGAGAACGGGAGCGGGAACGAGAAAAGGACAAGAAAAGAGAUAGAGAAGAAGAUGAAGAAGAUGCUUACGAACGGCGCAAACUGGAAAGGAAACUACGGGAAAAGGAAGCAGCUUAUCAAGAGCGUCUUAAAAACUGGGAAAUCAGAGAACGGAAGAAAGCUAGAGAAUAUGAAAAAGAAGCUGAGAGGGAAGAAGAAAGAAGGCGGGAGAUGGUAAGAGAUUUAUUACAUUGCCACUUGGGAUUGGGUGAAUUUGUAAAUCAAAAUGAAUGUGCUGUUUAUUUCAGGGGAAGUGCUCUGCAGAAGCGAUUGCGAGACAGGGAAAAGGAAAUGGAAGCAGAUGAACGGGAUCGAAAGAGAGAAAAGGAAGAAUUAGAAGAAAUCAGACAACGUCUUCUUGCAGAAGGACAUCCAGAUCCAGAUGCAGAAUUACAAAGGAUGGAACAAGAAGCUGAAAGACGUCGGCAGCCACAAACCAAACAGGAACCAGAAUCUGAGGAGGAGGAGGAGGAAAAGCAAGAAAAGGAGGAGAAGCGGGAAGAACCUGAAGAAGAGGAGGAGGAGCCAGAACAAAAACCCUGCCUUAAGCCAACACUGCGACCCAUCAGUUCAGCUCCAUCUGUUUCAUCAGCAAGUGGCAACGCAACUCCCAAUACUCCUGGGGACGAAUCUCCCUGUGGCAUCAUCAUCCCACAUGAAAACUCUCCUGAUCAGCAGCAGCCAGAAGAAUACAGGGCAAAAAUAGCACUGAGUCUCAAAUUGGGUGCCUGCAACAGUCCCAACCAGCCUAAUGCUGUGAAAAGAAAAAAACUCACCGUUGACAGUGUCUUCAAUAAAUUUGAAGAUGAAGACAGUGAUGACAUGCCCCGAAAAAGGAAACUGGUGCCUCUAGAUUAUGGCGAUGAAGACAAAGGUUCCUCCAAAGGCAGCGUAAACACUGAAGAGAAGCGCAAACACAUUAAGAGUUUGAUUGAGAAAAUUCCUACAGCCAAACCAGAGCUAUUUGCUUAUCCUCUUGACUGGUCUAUUGUGGAUUCAACAUUAAUGGAAAGGCGAAUUAGACCAUGGAUCAACAAGAAAAUAAUAGAAUAUAUUGGUGAAGAAGAAGCUACAUUAGUUGAUUUUGUUUGCUCAAAGGUUAUGGCUCAUAGUUCACCACAAAGCAUCCUGGAUGAUGUUGCUAUGGUGCUAGAUGAAGAAGCAGAAGUUUUUAUAGUCAAAAUGUGGAGGUUAUUAAUAUAUGAAACAGAAGCCAAAAAGAUUGGUCUGGUAAAAUAAACUUAUUUUAUGGUUCCAUUUCAAUUUUUGUUUCACAUCACUGAAGAACUUUGAAGUUUCUCUGUGCUCAGAGACAUUUGUGAGACCUGUAUUUUUUAAAUGUAGAAAAUGUGAAUUUUUUUCAUCCUCUGUUUCAUUGAGGCCAUCUUUGUUCCAUUUCUCUGCUUCCUUGAUUGUAAUUCUCCAAAUUCUACAUUGGUGGUUUUCACGCACCAGAUAAAGUAACAGGUAUGAUUUAUAAACUGCAGUUGCUGUAUACAGUCUCUGACCUUCAUCUUCUAGACGGCUUCUUGUAAAUAUUGAAGACACUCAUGUUUUAGGAAACAUCUCCACUUACUACAUAUGGAAAUAAUUGAACUUUAUGUAAAUGCACCAGUCUUUCCCUCCAUUUUUAAAAUAGAAUAAACUUAAAAAUUCCAAAAAUGGAUGGGGAAUCAUUUUGCUGGAAGACAAUUUUCACCUGCAUGGAUGUGAACUUGUUCACUUGUUGGGCUUUGUAAUAUUUUAGAUGGCCUGUCCUGUAGAAAAAACAAAUGGUGGACUUGCAUAAACUCAGGACUUUCAUUUUAACUAUAUCACAAGGUCUCACACUUAGUUUUCUUGUUGUCAUUGUUUUAAUUAGGACAAAUACCACACAGUUAUAAUUACUUUUAGCCCUUCUAAUAAAAACAUGACAUCUUAAUUUUUAUUAUUAAAACUGGAAAUAGGCCAGUUUGGGAUAUUUGUGGAAAGCAAUGGUAUAAAGGUGUAAUUUGAGCAGAACAAUUUACAAUGUUAGUUCAUAAUGUGUUCAAAGAUGAAAAAACUGUUUUACCUAAGCCAUCAAGUCAGCUGUGACUUCAUUCUUUUUUGUAUUGUAAAAUGUCUGUCAGAUUUGUAGAGGGCACCAUUUCCUGCCAUCUUACUCUAUGGGUUUUAUACAUAUGCUGAUGUGGUAUAAAUAACAAUGUACUGUAAACUGCAUUUUUAAAAAUCUCACAAGUAAAAAAGACUGUAUGCCAUAGGCUUCUUGAUUGCAGGACAAACACUUUCCAGGAAGCAACAAUUUGUCUUUUUAAAAAACCAUUCUUCUGAUAUCUCUUUACCCUGAAGAAAUACAGAUCACUUACUCAGAAGGUAUAACUGUGAUCCCAUGUUACUGAAUUCUUGCUUCUGAAAACUUGUUCUUAAUGGGAUCCUAUAAAAGUUUCAUGUAAAUAUUUCCAAUAUUAAAAAUGUAUAUAUUUGAUCUGGA
Molecule: messenger RNA, 3868 nt
Organism: Thamnophis sirtalis
Lineage: Eukaryota; Metazoa; Chordata; Lepidosauria; Squamata; Natricidae
Source: RefSeq, a predicted model, not a curated record